AUGUGGUCAUCCCAUGGCCUAACCCCUUACCUGGGAUAUACUCUACACUGGAUCGAUGACGACUGGAACUUGAGAACAAGAAAUCUUGGUACCAAGUACGUUCCAGAAGACCACACAGCUGCCAACAUCGCCCGUAGCAUGAAUGACACGCUGCAGCACUGGAAACUCGACGAAAACAAUCAAGUUGUCAUCACAACUGACAACGGCGCGAAUAUCAAGAAAGCGUGCCAACAAAACAAAUGGGUGAACAUUCCUUGUUUUGGCCAUAAUCUUCACCUUGCCAUAACGAACACCUUAGCUAAAGAACCGAAGUUGUGUCGCGCAAUGGGGGUUUGCAAAAAGGUGGUAUCGGCAUUUGGGACAAGCUGGAAAAGACGACGAGAUUUACAAGCCGCUCAACUUCAAGACGAGCCAGAAAAGAAGAUAAAAAAGUUAGCGUCGGAAUGCCCAACACGAUGGGGUUCAACGCAGCGAAUGAUAAGCCGUGUCCUGCACAAUAAGAGCGGAAUAAGAAGAGUGCUGGGAGGCGAUCGUGAAACUUCGCACCUCGUCCCGACAUGGCAAGACUUAGAAGUUUUGGAAUGUUUAAACAACGCCCUGUCGCCGCUAAAGGAUUUUACCGACAUUUUAUCCGCAAGUUCCUAUAUCACGAUAAGCGUUGUUAAACCAAUCUUGCACCGUUUGUCCACCGUCGAGUUAGCUACAAAAGAUGAAGAUCUUCCAUUGGCACGUCAGCUAAAAAGCGAAAUUCUUCGGCGCUUGAAGUCAAGAUAUCAGGCAGCUGAUCUCCAGCGUUUGCUGAACGUAGCGUCAUUUCUCGAUGCCCGGUACAAAACCGACUUCAUGCUCAACAACGUCGACAACGAGGAAGGGGAUGACGAGCCAUCGCAGGUUCAAUUUGUGAAGGAAGAGCUUCUUAGCCAAGCCGUUUUUCUUAAUGAAUCCUCAGCUGCAGAUGACGAGAUUUUGCAACCACCCCAAAAGAAAGCUAAGUUGAGCCUCGGAGCGCUGACCAGCUUAAAACAGCCAAAGAUAUCCGCUUCUUCAGCACAAUCACCACGCCAGCGUUUAAGCCGUGAAAUUGAACAAUAUUUGAAAUACAGUGUAAUUGACGGUGAUGAAAACCCUCUUGAAUGGUGGCGAAGAAAUGAACGUGAGUUUCCGCUAUUGAGCCAACUUGGCAAAAAGUAUUUGUGUAUUCAAGCUUCGAGUUCACCAUCAGAACGUCUUUUCAGCAAGGCUGGACUUAUCGCAACUCCAGCAAGGGCAAAUUUGAAGCCAGAAAAAGUAGACAUGCUUGUGUUUUUGGCCGAAAACCUGUAG
Messenger RNA from Dendronephthya gigantea, 1323 nucleotides. Its product is annotated as zinc finger BED domain-containing protein 1-like. The transcript is spliced from 2 exons. The record is from RefSeq and is a predicted model, not a curated record. Gene Ontology annotation, molecular function: protein dimerization activity. Bases 1 to 1323 code for a protein of 440 amino acids. NCBI's taxonomy places the organism in Eukaryota, Metazoa, Cnidaria, Anthozoa, Malacalcyonacea, Nephtheidae.